Colletotrichum fioriniae is the source of this 315-nucleotide messenger RNA. The record is from RefSeq and is a predicted model, not a curated record. Lineage: Eukaryota; Fungi; Ascomycota; Sordariomycetes; Glomerellales; Glomerellaceae.
AUGGCUUCCUCUGAGCCACCUCAGUUCGUUAUCUCUGGAGCCCACCAACUCAACGAUGCCGGAAAGAGGAUCUUCGACAGCCUCAUUGCUGGGUGCUACUAUUCAACGACGACCGAAUCUCGAGAAAUUGAUGAUGUUAUCCGCGACAACUUCUGGAAGAGAGUCUUUGCUGGUGGCUGGGCCACCGACAAGCCCAAUAUUUUGGAGCCUAGGUCGAAUAUGAGCGGAGAAUUUCCUCUCCGCGUGGUCAAGCUCGUCAUCAUUGGCGACUUAUCAGAUACGAUAGAGUAUGACGAAACAAAAGCGACGUACUAG